Messenger RNA from Scylla paramamosain (green mud crab), 2038 nucleotides. Its product is annotated as homeobox protein Hox-A3-like. The coding region runs from base 1 to 1821 and encodes 606 amino acids. Lineage: Eukaryota; Metazoa; Arthropoda; Malacostraca; Decapoda; Portunidae. Gene Ontology annotation, cellular component: nucleus. Gene Ontology annotation, biological process: regulation of transcription by RNA polymerase II; cell differentiation. The record is from RefSeq and is a predicted model, not a curated record. The transcript has 5 exons. Gene Ontology annotation, molecular function: RNA polymerase II cis-regulatory region sequence-specific DNA binding; DNA-binding transcription factor activity, RNA polymerase II-specific.
AUGGUUCCAGUGAGUCUGCGAGGCUCUAAUGGAAGUUAUCAAGGUGUUUUCAUGAUUGCAGUGACAGUCUGGUGCAGUGACUCUGACGCUCAGCUGCUCACCAUCUCCAGACUCGGGACGGCCCCACGCCUUGUCUUCCAAGGCGACACGCUGACCCCACAGGACGAGGUGGAGGUGCUGGGGGUCACAUAUGAUAGAAAGCUGUCCUUCAGAUCCCACAUAGAGCGGCUCGCCAGGGAGGCCUCAGGGAAGCUGGCAUCCCUGAGGAGAAUGUCACCUCUCCUGGACAGUAGGGGAAUGGAAGUCCUCUACAAAGCCCAGGUUCGCUCGUCCCUGGAAUACGCGUGCCUGGCAUGGGGAGGUGCGGCCAACAAGCACCUGUCUCUACUGGACAAGGUACAGGAGAGGGCGGCAAGGCUCAUCAGAGAGGCAGGACACCAACCAGCACUACAGAGUCUCCAACAUCGGCGUGACGUGGCGGGACUCACUGUAAUGUUCAAGGUGCAGCUACAGUGUGUGCCGCACCUACAGUCACUCCGGCAGCCUCCCCGACUGGCCCAGGUCGCUACCAGAGCCGUCACCUCAGCCCCGGAGGAACUGCUGCAAACCCGGCAGAACCAGAAGCAGAAAGUGUCAGCAUGUCGCCUUCGUACACUUAGCGGUAACUAUCCCAGGGUCGGUUACACUCCCACAAAGGGCCCCCACCCCCCCAGCAAAGCCCCCCUCUGGGCCCCCAUUGGCGCGGGCGUGGGCGUGGGCGGCCAGACCGUGGUGAGGGAGGAGGCGGGCGGCGACACCACCACCAGCGCCACCACAGUGCCCACCACCACCACCACCGCCGCCACAGACCUGGCGGAGGCCCUGCACCACCACCACCACCCCCACCACCUCCACCACCACCACCCCUCCCCCGUGCAGGCCGCGGCGGACUCCACGGAGAACACGCACGUGGCGGAGGAGGACUACACGGCGGAGGAGGAGCUGGAGGCGCUGGAGGUGGAGGAGGAGGGGGAGGAGGGGCGCGAGGCGGGCGGGCGCAAGAGGAAGCGGCGCAUUCUGUUCAGCAAGACGCAGACCUACGAGCUGGAGCGACGCUUCCGCCAGCAGCGCUACCUGUCGGCGCCGGAGCGGGAGCACCUGGCGGCGCUCAUCAACCUCACGCCCAACCAGGUGAAGAUCUGGUUCCAGAACCACCGCUACAAGACCAAGAAGCUGUACCGCGAGAAGGGCCUGGCGGGCUCCAUGGAGGCCCCCUACGGCGCCGCGCCCGCCGCGCCGCUCUGCGCCCUACCCCCUGCCCUGCGCCGCCUGUCCAUGCCGCUGCUCGUCAGGGACAGGCUGGCAGGGGGCGCCAAUCCCCGCCCCGACGCCCACGACGCCGCGGCGCUGUUGGAUCCACGCCUACACGCGCCCCUGCCGCCCGUAGCCUUCCCAGGGCUAUUCUCCGGCUUGUUGGGCGCGUCGGGCGGCCUGCGGCUGGGCGCGGUGCCCCCAGCGCUGGCCCAGCCCGGCUUGUCCCCCGCCCUGGCCGCCUCGCUGCUGCUGCCCGCCCAUCCCUUCCUCUCUUCUGCCUCCUCCCUCUCCUCCUCCCUGCCGCUCUUCUCCUCCCCGCCCGCCGCCACCGCCGUCACCGCCGCCCGCGCCUCCCUCAAACUGCUCGACGGCGGCGGCGGCGGCGUCGGCGGCGGCGGCGGUGGCGGCGACGGGUCGCCCUCGCCCUCGCCCACCACCUCGCUGUCCUCGCCGCGGCCCCUCUCGCCCCCCUGCCCCGCUGACGGCGUCCCUCUGCCCCACCUGCCCACCGCCCCCGCCAGAUGGUGACGCAAAAGUGGAUAGCGGCGGUGACGAGAAACAGCGGCAUUAAUAUCUCCAGGCGGGCGGCGGGCGGCGGGCGGGCGUGGGUAUGGCGCGCCGCGCUGGUGGUGAUGACGGUGGCUGCGUGUGGCGGCGUGUGGUGAGCGCUAGUGUGUGUGUGUGUGUGUGUGUGUGUGUGUGUGUGUGUGUGUGUGUGUGUGUGUGUGUGUGUGUGUGUGUGUGU